GCUCGAAGCACGCGACGCGGGUACGGCCAGCGCGAAACUCCGUCGCACGCACAAGUUUGUGUCGAACUGUGGUCGUGUAUGGAUCGUCGCGUGCUGCCGCGGAUCAGAUCACACGCAGAGGCUACCAGAGCAGAGCUAGCAAAACGUUAUUGAACGCGUGGCUUCGUACGCUGGCUUCUGGCGCAUAAGUGAAGGGCGAACCCAAGAACCGGAGAAGCAAGAAUACGGCGUACAAUAACAGCAAAGUGAGUUGGGGCAACCGGCAACCGAGCAAAGCGGCUGCAGGCCCCGUGACGUAAAACCUCGCAACGGAACCGAGUUGGAAAUGUUGAAAUAAAGAUAACCAAAUCACAAACAGUUCGAAAGUCGAAGGAAGGAAGCAAUAGCAGCAGCAGCAGCAACAGCAGUGAACUUUCUUCAGUUCGAUCCGUCAACCGUUGUGCGGUGCAGUUGGCGCGUACAGAAACGUUUCACCCGGACGAAAGGCAAGCGCUAAAGUUUACACUAAUAUUUUGCCUGCACCGAACGCAAACACACAUUACACGAGCGACCGUUUAACUGUGCUGGCUUGGGGUCGGUUUGUUUGAACGAGAGGAGGCACAGAAAAAGAAACGCCGACGAAACACUGGAAGGAAAAAGCUGUAAAGCUUGUCUUGAGGUGACUUUUGCCCACAUCUAGCGCCGCCUGCCGAGAGCCCAAACCGUCCCGGACAGACGGAUUUUCGGUUCGUACCCUCCCCUCCCCAAAAACACACCCUGUCCAAACAUCACGCCCAAGCGUCGAACGGUUUGCGCGGUAUAGCAUUACAACCGACAGCCGGUCCUGGGAAAAGAACUACCGGUUCCACCGUACCGAACGCUCCCGCACAAAAUGUCGUCCAGAUCAAAGGAGAAAGUAACGGCCGCCAUUAGGAAGUUCUUCAAAAGCUCGGAAAGCAAGAGCAAGGAAAGUAAAGACAAGGAUGGCAACGGCACCCACACGGCCGCCCCGACCGAGGGCGCCGAUUCGAGCCACCUGCAUCUUCCCGCCCACCAUCACCAUCCGUCCGCGGCGUCCGUAGCCCAUCCGGCCGGGCCGGGUGCGAGCGGGAUGGGCGGUAGUGGGUCGGGCGGACCGACGGCAGCAGUCGCCGGCAGUGGGAUGGCGAACGGCGGUGCCCCAGUGUCGAAUGGCACCGGUGGCAACAGUAAUAGCAGUAGCAGCAACAGUAAAGCCACCACUGACAGCCCCAUGCGGCGAUUACGAUGCGUUGUGGCACCCACCACCACCACUAUGGUGCACGUUCCUGUCUCGAAACCGCUUGACACCACCAUUCGGUCGAGGCGGCUAAUGAAGGAGCUGAAGGAAAUCGAACGGUUACAGCACUCCCGGACGGAUCCAUGCUUUACGGUGGAGCUGAUUAACGAUAAUCUGUACGAGUGGCACGCACGGCUGUUCCGGAUCGAUCCCGAUUCACCGCUGGCCGAAGAUUUGGUCGAGCUGAACAUACCCUUCAUCCUGCUGCACCUAGUGUUCCCGGAGAACUUCCCGUUUGCGCCACCGUUUAUGCGUGUCGUCGAGCCGCGGAUCGAGAAGGGGUUCGUGAUGGAGGGCGGUGCGAUUUGCAUGGAGCUGCUGACGCCCCGCGGCUGGGCCAGUGCCUACACGGUCGAGGCGAUACUGAUGCAGUUUGCCGCGAGCCUGGUGAAGGGGCAGGGCCGUGUGUCGCGCAAGCCAAAGUCGGCGAAGGACUUUAGCCGACGCUCCGCCGAGGAAGCCUUCCGAUCGCUGGUGAAAACGCACGAAAAGUAUGGCUGGGUGACACCCGCCCUGAACGACGGUUAGAAGGUUAGAUUGUUCAUUUUUGUACACACUAGUGCAAUGCACCUUAAGCUCGUAAAAGCAUUGAGAAGCGAUGCGUGGUAUAGGUGUUGUGAGUAUUUCGUUUCAUUUUUCGUCCCACAAAAGCUACACACCUUCUCUAGCUAGUAAAAUAUAUAUCAUAUACGUUUAACUCGAACUUGAACUCAACGCUUCAUUCGGAAUUUUACACCACUCUAUCAAAAUGUCCUAUUUGAGAAGAUCUCACCUUUGAAGCAGUGCGGGCAAAACUUGCCCGUAAAACUCGCCACCGUUGUCUGCCGGAACCAUAAAAAAUAAAAGAAAAUACAGUAAGCAAACGAACCGAUCUGUCCCUGAAUAACCGAAAAACCCGCGUGAUAUUUUUACGAUUAUAAACUCCUCGUAAGUGGCUCGUAAAUUUGAAGGAAUCGUAUGUAAAAUCGUUAAGUUUCGAGAGCUUUGAUAACACAGGACAAGCAGGUGAAGCAAUCCACCCAUACAAACAACCACUAGCAAGGUCCCCCUCCCUAAGCAAUGUACAAAAGCACCAGGAUAAUGCGCAAAACAAAAAAAAAACGGCAAAAAGAAACGCAUAAAUAGAGCGAAAAUCAGAUAGGAAGAAAAAAUGAAAUGUAUUUAGCUGCAUCGAUUGAUGCGUACCGAGAUCUAGAUAUAACUAUAAAGCAAACCGGAACCGUAGAGCAGGGCAAGCACACAAACAUUGGGUGUGAUUAAAUACGCAAACGCAAACUGAUUCAGGUUGGUGAGUAGAGCCGGAAAGGAAAGGAACAUUGUGAACCAACCCAAACCAAACCAAAACCAACUAACCGUGUGCUCAAAAAGUAUUAUACAUAUGCUGAUGAUUUGUUUGUUUUGGUGGGCAGGACGAGCUCCUCGCUUCGCUUGUGAUUGUGGUGCGAGUUAUUAGUAUUGCGUGUUACGGCUGGCCGAAAAGGGGACAGACAAAAGCAAGGAUAAAACACAGAGAGAGAAAGGCAAUGUGGCUUUGUUUAUGAAAUUGUUCAUCGCCGUGUAUAAGGAUAAAAGAUUUUUGUAAAUAAAAAAGCAGCCCGCAUAUUUUAAUGGUAUAAGAGAUGUAUUCCAACAAAUCGAA
Messenger RNA from Anopheles coluzzii, 2936 nucleotides. RefSeq names its product ubiquitin-conjugating enzyme E2Q-like protein 1. The transcript is spliced from 5 exons. The coding region runs from base 872 to 1825 and encodes 317 amino acids. The record is from RefSeq and is a predicted model, not a curated record. Lineage: Eukaryota; Metazoa; Arthropoda; Insecta; Diptera; Culicidae.